AUGCCCGUCGCUGCUGAACUCGAUAUUCUGAAAGUCGGCAAUGAGCCGGGAAUGAUUGGUGGACUACUGCAGAUAAUCGGGGGGGACAGCAUUGACAUCUCCACUCGUCAAUCUUGCUCGGUCUGGCUCAAAAAUCGCGUCCACGGCACGUACUCCAUUGACCCCGCCACUCGCCGCCCCAACCAGCCCUCCAUCACCGAACCCGAUAGAGAGGCUCUCCGAGCCAAUAUCCUUCCCUUAUUAGCCGCGUCUCCAUCACGUAGCAUCACCGUUCAACUCGCCAACAGUCUCAAGGACAUUGUGGCCCAUGAUCUACCCAACGCCCGCUGGCCUGGUCUUAUCGACGCCAUCAAGCAACUUUUGGUCAGUGGCGACAUUCGCCAUGUACAGGCUGGAUGUGUUGCCUCACUCGAGGUCGUUCGUGCUUUCCCGAUUCAGACAAAAGGCAGACGUCCUGCCCCCGUUGGUGGCCCAGCUGUUUCCAACUCUCGUCGGAAUUGCGACACAGAUGAUGCAGACACCGCCUUCCGCUGCCCAGGAAAUCCCCGCAAUGCUCCAUCUCAUCCUCAAAACAUACCAGACGAGCAUUGUCGUUAA
Messenger RNA from Mycena indigotica, 597 nucleotides. RefSeq names its product Importin N-terminal domain-containing protein. Lineage: Eukaryota; Fungi; Basidiomycota; Agaricomycetes; Agaricales; Mycenaceae. Gene Ontology annotation, molecular function: small GTPase binding. The transcript has 4 exons. Gene Ontology annotation, biological process: protein import into nucleus. The record is from RefSeq and is a predicted model, not a curated record. Gene Ontology annotation, cellular component: nuclear envelope; cytosol. Bases 1 to 597 code for a protein of 198 amino acids.